CUAGUAUGUCGCUAAGCUGUUGAUGUUAAAUAAAACUUUGACAUUUUGUUGUCUGUCAUGACAAAUCUAUGUUAAUGUUUUUUAUUGAAGUUAAAAUGUUAUAAAUGGUUUUAAUAUUACUUUUCUUAGAAAGUAAGAAACAAGAGGAUACGUAUUAAUUUGUUUUGAAACUUUGCAUUAAAUCACAUGGAGCAAAAUCGCGCCGAGAAUACUUCCAGUCAACAACAAAAUGUGCAUUUGCAUAUGCACCACAUGUGCAGCUGCCAAGGCAAUGUCUACCCAACAUAUUACCCAGCUGUAGGUUACAGAACCCCAGUACCAUCAUUAUUGACUUACCCACCGCCUCCUGUCCCACGUCCGUAUUUACAACACUAUCAGUAUACUCAGUAUAACAUGGGAAAUCAAUAUUCAGUACCAAUCAGUCAUGUUGCGAAUACUGCACCAAUAUAUGGAACAUCAGUGACCAGUACCGAUGUAGUAAUCAACGCGGUUGCUAGGGAAAGAAGAGAAAAAGCUGGUUCCCAGGAUGAAAAUAGUGAAGUUGAACGUCUAAACGAGGUUUCGAAUUGUGAAUAUGGUCAAAUCACUCCACCAGCUAGUGAAUUACUAUUAACGGACAAUGCCGAAACAACAACUCCCGAAAACUUCGUAAAGUUUCUGGAACGAAGCUGCCUGACGGCCGAACAAAUAGCUUACCGAAACCGGAACCGACCCUGUUUCAGAAACAUUCAGAAUUUGUGUAUCCGCACGCGGUCUGAAAUUUUGAAACCGUGCACUACAAUUUCGAACAUCCAUUCGCAAGGCAUUCCCUGGGCAACAAAGGAUUUUAUUUAUGCUUUUGUACGUCUCACUAACUGUUGGCACAUCUUAAAAGGAUAUUGGGAGAACAGAGAUGGAGCCAGUCUUGGAAAAAUUGAGAAGGAGUUAACUCCGGAAUUUCGAGCGUGUUAUGUUAGAUGGGAAAAAGAAACAAUGGAAUUGGCUGCACAAUUAACUAGGGUCUUUUAUAACCUAGACACCAAUCUUGUAACACCACAGGUGAAUGUAAUUAAAACGCCGGCGCCAACCGAAUGUUUGGUGAAGAAAGUUUCGACAGUCGAAAAUGUGACCACUUCGACAUUGACAAACAUUUCCAUUAAUAAUUUUCGUUCGAAAAACGUAAGAGGAAUUAUUCGUUUACCUGCGACACCUGUGACUGAGACUGUCGAUCAAGCCAAUCAAACCUAUGCCGGAGACUUUUGUAACGUUAAAGAAGAAGGUUUUGAUUCGGAAGAAGAACGACGGGUUUAUAUGAAGCCAGGUAGCUAUAACGUUCCAAAACGAGACAGUAAUGACGGUGGUACUGUAGCGAGUCCAAGGGCGAUUGAAUUUCUGGAGACUGCACAAAACAUCAAUAAGGCACAAGCUGCGAACGAUAGAUAUUGGGCUAACAUCAACGUUAGUGGAGCUAAAAAAACUGGAGAUCCGAAAAUAUUGCAAGAUGUAACCCCUGAAUCAGAAAUCGAGCAGCUUAAUCUGUCAUCCCAUUUAAACGUACACGAAUGGUUGCUGAGCAGCAAUUUUUCUGAUUUUGGCGAACCGUCUCCAGUAUCGACAUCCACCCAUGACAUGAGAACGUUUUUCGUUGACGCAUCGACUUUUUACGAAUCAUUACCCCAACUGGAUACCGAUAUGCAAAAAUCCUCUUCUAUCAAAGUUUUACAACGUGGAAAACCUUCUAAUAGAAAUGAAAAGGAAUCGGCCGCUAAUGGACUUAUUACAGAUGGACCAGUAAGAGCUUUUAGAAAAACACCGAAGAGAAGCAUAGGUAUUUACGAAAACGAAGAAGGUAUUACUGAUACUGGAAUUACAGUUUUACAGGAUUUAUUGAACGAGUUGAGAAAAUAUGAUAUUCUGGAAGGUCUUGACGCUUCGGACAAGAAUUGUUAUGCACCGAUAAUCGACUUAGAUGUUAUUGUAAAUAGACUCAAAACCGAAGAAUACAUUUUUGUUAAUGAAGUUAUAAGAGACUUGAAAUAUCUUAUAAACUACUUCAGUGCUUUUGCUGACCAUUUUACAAAUGUGGAUAAUAAGAAGAGAGAACUGGUUAGCUUUAUAACAGAAAUGUUUUCACUGAAAUUACGUGAUUUUCUUCUAGAACAUUUUCCCGGUUAUGAUUUUAGUGAAAUAAAAGGCGAUGUUUUACAAGUAGUUGGACAAUUAAAAAUGAAGGUACCAAAAUUUAGUGACGAAGAUCAAUUCUAUAAGUGAAGCAUAAAAAUAUAGGUGGCCAGUUGGAAAUGAAACUUUAGGAAUACAUUAUUUGUAUUUUAAAAAUUGCUGUAUUUACUACGUAUGGCAAAACUAAAUGCAUGAAUGUUAUUAUCCUACCUUUUUUAACGAUCAAAAAAAUACUUUUUAUAUCACUUUUUAUAUCACAAUGACUAAUAUGUAAGAUUUAAAAAUUACUGUAUCAAAACUAAAAAUAAAUUGGUGUUUCUAUUAAAAACUUUGUUCGGAAU
Psylliodes chrysocephalus is the source of this 2501-nucleotide messenger RNA. The record is from the annotation of a GenBank genome assembly. Lineage: Eukaryota; Metazoa; Arthropoda; Insecta; Coleoptera; Chrysomelidae.